CCUAACAUGGAGGUGACAUCUCUGUGCAUCAGACUCGUUUGGUAUUCAUUUUUGUUGAUCACAUCUGAAGUUAAGAACAGCUAUUUUUCUCAAAACGCUGAACUGGAUGGAACUUAUCUUUAUAUUGAGCCCAACAGACUGCAGUUCUUUGAAUAUGAAUCAAUCACAUUCAAGUGUGAGGGGUUUUCCAGAGGAGCUGAAUGGCGAGUGAUGAAAAAGACUCCUUCAAUGGCUACCAUAAGGAAAUCAUCAACAGGAAUUUUGAACAUUAUGACUGCAUAUCUAUUAGAUGGAGGAGAGUAUUGGUGUGAAAAUCUAAAGGGAGAAAAGAGCAAUACUGUCAACAUCACUGUCACUGAUGGCGAUGUGAUUUUGGAGAGUCCUGCUCUAGCUGUGACACAACACACUAAUGUCACUCUGCGCUGUAAAGAGAAGACACCUUCUCUCAAACGCUCAGCACAUUUCUUUAAAGAUGGCCAGUUAAUCAAUACUAUAUAUGAAGGUGAGAUGACCAUUAACAGUGUAUCCCAGUCAGAUGAAGGACUCUACAAGUGCAGAAUAUCUGGAAGUGGAGAAUCAUUAGAGAGCUGGCUGGCUGUAAGAGGUGGUGAUGUUUUCCUGGAGUUUCCUGGUCUUCCAGUGAUGGAGGGAGACAAUGUCACAAUCCACUGUAGAAGAAAAGGAACUUUCUCCAAAUUUACAGCUAAUUUCUUUAAAGACGGUGAUUUUAUUGAGACUGGAUAUAAAGGUGAGAUGACUAUUCAAAGAGUUAUGAAGUCUCAUGAAGGAUUCUACAAAUGCAGCAUCGCUGGAUCCCGAGGAGAAUCAGAGGAGACUUGGCUGUCUGUCCAUGUCAGAGAAGAGCUCCAACAUGAAGGUCAUGCAGAGCCCCAUCCCUCAUCAGAUCACUCUUGUCAUAUUUACCUGACGCUGAGGACUAUCUUCACUAUUUUACUGGUGGCUCUGCUUUUGCUACUGGUGGGACUAUUUUACUCUAAGAAGCUAGGUAUUACAAAACAGUAAUUUGUAAUGGUUCAAAUGUACAGGCCGAUGUAAUAGAUGAGCCAUAAUUGCAGCAGACUCAACAAGAUAGUAGUUCAUGUGCACCACAUUUACUGUUUAUUCUCUGACAAUACAUGGAAUUCUGUUCAUUUUCUCAUUUUCCUUGGAAGAAAAAGAGAGUGGAGGAUUAAGCUUAAUUAAGCUUAAUAUUAAUACCUCCUCAAUCUGUACACUCUGUACACGCCUUGUCGUGCAUUAAGAUCAUCAGGUCAACUACUCCUGGCCCAAACUGAGUUUAGACUGAAGACCAGAGGCGAUCGAUCCUUUGCUUCAGCUGCACCCAACCUUUGGAAUAGCCUCCCUGCUUCUAUUCGUGCCUCAGACUCUAUCCAAUCCUUUAAAUCAAGAUUGAAAGCAUACUUAUUUAACCUGGCUUUCCUGACCAGUUAAUACCCUUUUAAACUUUUUAUUAAUUUUAUUAUUAAUUUUAAUGCUGUUAUUUAACUUUUUAGUAGAUAUUUUGUAUUCACGAUCUGACCUUCCUCCUGUAUUGAGAGUUGAUACCUAUUUUACUUAACUCUUCCGGUCUAUUAGUGCCUCCAUUCUGUCUGUGCUAGUGCCCGAUUGAUACUUUGUUAUUGACUUAUGUUGUUUCUCUGUAUUACUGUGAAGCACUUUGGUGUGCCUUCGGGUUUUUAAAUGUGCUAUAUAAAUAAAUCUGUAUUGUAUUGUAAUAAAUAAGAACAAGGUUACAAGACUGACUAAUUCAUGGCCUACUUUAAAUUUAAAGUAGCCACAAACAAUAUUGUCUUGAUUUGAACAUUUAACAUUAUGGACAUUAUGGUAUGAAAGGCUCCACAGUAGCUAUUUUUUUUUAUUGUUUUGUUUUGUUUUUUUUUUGUUUUUUUUUUGGGGGGGGGGGGGAUAAAGAAAGGUGUCAUUUAAAAUGUAAAAUUUAUUUUAAAAUUGCUUGACUGUCUUUUAAUGUGCUGUGGCUAAAUCCUAUAUUUUAAUGAAUAAAGGAUGAGUCACGAGCCUUUGCUGAAUGAAAAUGUAAUAAUAAUAAAUUCUAUGUAAUAAAUUAUAACUAUAAUAAACUGAACUAUUGCUACGACUGAACUACUGAAAUUAU
Messenger RNA from Oreochromis aureus, 2134 nucleotides. RefSeq names its product high affinity immunoglobulin gamma Fc receptor I-like. Gene Ontology annotation, biological process: cell surface receptor signaling pathway. Gene Ontology annotation, molecular function: transmembrane signaling receptor activity. Bases 7 to 1023 code for a protein of 338 amino acids. The record is from RefSeq and is a predicted model, not a curated record. Lineage: Eukaryota; Metazoa; Chordata; Actinopteri; Cichliformes; Cichlidae. The transcript has 6 exons.